Hyaloscypha bicolor E is the source of this 981-nucleotide messenger RNA. RefSeq lists its product as uncharacterized. The transcript has a single exon. Bases 296 to 808 code for a protein of 170 amino acids. Lineage: Eukaryota; Fungi; Ascomycota; Leotiomycetes; Helotiales; Hyaloscyphaceae. The record is from RefSeq and is a predicted model, not a curated record.
UCACCUACCAAGGCGGCACAUGGAACGAUAUAUCUCAGCUCAGGAUGUCGCAGCACGAAACCACGCUGGCCAAGCUGGGCUGCAAUAUUUGCAACGACUGCCACCCACUCACGACGAGACCUUGUUCAUCCAAGAAGCAGUAUGAAGGAGUUUGCAUCCGCCCACAAGGGUGACCAAUCAUUCAUUGGCAGAAUCCCAGCGUCGAACAGUCAUACUGAUCGACCUCAGUCGAGGAUAUUACACGCGAUUACCUGCCGCGAUUCGGAACAUCAUCAACAGGCAGCGUCUUCCAACCAUGAUUUCGACACCGUCUGCGGUUUCGAGCAUCCUCCACAGAUCACUGCCCUGCAACCAGAACCCCUGCCCUGUCUGUAAAGCAACAGCACCGGAGCCUCAAUCAGAAGGUCUCUAUGAUGAACUCAAAUCUCCUUUUGGGAAGUUUUCCGAGGCGAACCCGGAUGUGCCUUCUAUUAAAAGGCCCCCUGCGCCAGUUCUGACCCCACAACCACGCGCUCGGAGAAGCCGUUUUUCAACCAAAGAUCCCUCGCGGUUUCUCGAACCCGGAUGUACCUUCUAUAAAAUCCUCCCUGCGCCAGUUCUGACUCCACAACCACACACUCGGAGAAGCCGUUUUUCAACCAAAGAUCCCUCGCGGUUUCUCGAACCCGGAUGUACCUUCUAUAAAAUCCUCCCUGCGCCAGUUCUGACUCCACAACCACACACUCGGAGAAGCCGUUUUUCAACCAAAAAUCCCUCGUGGUUUCUCGCCGGUUGGCCAAACACACACUUCCUUGUGUCCGUCUUUUAACUGGCCCGGCUGACCAAAUCCCACAAAUGGCCUGCCUACGGCUACCGAAACACAACAGGUCUCUAUGCUCUCAAGAUGACAACAAAGUUCGUCCCGUCUCUAGAGCGUAUUCGAUGAUGGGAUGAAAUUUGCUGUCAUUCUAAAUGUACUCGAGACGGGUUAUCGCAAACUGG